Messenger RNA from Nerophis lumbriciformis (worm pipefish), 1269 nucleotides. NCBI's taxonomy places the organism in Eukaryota, Metazoa, Chordata, Actinopteri, Syngnathiformes, Syngnathidae. The record is from RefSeq and is a predicted model, not a curated record.
AUGUCCGGGAGAGUUGAAGCCAGCGACAAAACGGCCUGGAUUGGCUCGAAAGCGAAUGCUACAACUGAAACGAGGAGGAAAACAACGAUUUAUAUCGUUUAUCUAAUUGCAGCUUUGGACAUAACCUGGAUGUUUAUACAGUUCUCAAUUACGCCCUAUUUGGCAAGGAAACUGGGCUUUGAUACGUUAUGGUUUGGUUAUUUACAAACCAUGGUCGGUGUCAUUCAGUUGUUUGGCGGUCCUUUGUUUGGACGGUUCGCAGAUGUUAUAGGAGCCCGAGCGGCACUGUCAUUGGCGUGUGCUGCAAAUAUUGUUUUCUUCAUUCUACUGGCUAUUGCAGACUCUCCUGCCAUGCUUUUUGUUCAAAAACUCCCCACAGUUGUCAUGCAUGUCCUACCAGCUUCACAGAUGGUUGUAGCGGACCUUUCUGAACCUGAAAAACGGGCCGAUGCAUUAUCCAAACUGGGUCUUUGUUUCGGUAUUGGGAUGAUAGCUGGCUCCACUAUAGGUGGCCAUCUCGUCACAAGUUAUGGGGAAAGAUUUGCUGCAUACAGCGGUGCUGCAGGGAGCACAUUGAGUUUGCUUUUGGUAUUAAGCUUUAUACCUCAAACCACCAAAGUUCAAAGUGCAGCAGCCAAAAAUGAUUCUGAGAACGAAAACAAAUCCAUAUUUAGCGUGGGCCAGAUCACAAGACUAAUGAAGUUUCCAGGUGUGGCGCAAACAUUUGUUGUGAAGAUUGUUGCAGGUUUACCAUCAGGCAUUUUCCAAGUGAUGUUCUCUAUAAUUGCAUUGGAGGUUUUUAAGUUGACACCUGAAACAAAUGGAUAUAUAAUGGCCUAUUUUGGAAUAGCCCAGAUGGUGGUUCAGGGAGGCGUGAUCGGGCGACUUACAGCAAGAUACUCUGAGAGUUCACUGCUACUAUUGUCAAUUGGAAUUUCUGCUUUAGUGGGCCUGGCUCAGGCGUACAUGCAAAAUGUGUUCCAGUUCUGCCUCACUGUGGUCCCCAUGAUGUUUUCCCUUAGUGUGUUUAAUGUUAUCACAGACAGUUUGCUCACCAAGAGCGUGCCUUCCUCUGACACAGGCACAAUGCUGGGGCUGUGUGCAGCUGUUCAGUCUCUACUUCGUACAGUUGGACCAACCAUUGGCGGUGUUCUCUAUGUGAACUAUGGCCUUUUUUCUAUUGGCUUUCUCCAGUUCAUUGGAAAUAGUGCAGUGUUUUUGUACCUGCUACAGCGUCAAUUGAACAAGAACUCAGAGUAUAAGGAAUGA